GUUGUGAAGAGAGAAGGCAGUGGGACAGAGUCUCCAAUGAUAGGUGAUAAAGUGACUGUCCAUUACACAGGAUGGCUUCUUGAUGGCACUAAAUUUGACUCCAGUCUGGACAGGAGAGACAAGUUUUCAUUUGACUUGGGGAAAGGUGAGGUGAUCAAAGCAUGGGACAUUGCUGUGGCGACUAUGAAGGUUGGUGAAAUCUGUCGGAUUACAUGUAAACCAGAAUACGCUUAUGGCUCAGCUGGGAGCCCGCCAAAGAUACCUCCUAAUGCUACACUGAUUUUUGAGAUAGAACUUUUUGAGUUCAAGGGGGAGGACCUCACUGAUGAUGAAGAUGGUGGCAUCAUCCGAAGAAUCCGUAAAAAGGGGGAAGGUUACUCCAAGCCCAAUGAGGGUGCUCUUGUAGAGAUCCAGUUUGAAGGCCGAUACGGAGAUUGUGUUUUUGAUAAGAGGGAAUUGCGUUUUGAGAUUGGAGAAGGUGACAACUAUGAUCUUCCUCAUGGUCUGGAGAAAGCAAUACAAAAAAUGGAGAAAUCGGAGGAAUCCAUGUUCUAUCUUAAACCCAACUAUGGUUUUGGAAGUGCUGGGAAGGAGAAAUUUCAGAUCCCUCCAGAUGCAGAGCUACAGUAUGAAGUGAAACUCAAAAGCUUUGAAAAGGCUAAGGAGUCUUGGGAAAUGAACACAGAUGAGAAGCUGGAACAAAGCUGCAUUGUGAAGGAGAGAGGCACUCAGUACUUCAAGGAGGGGAAAUACAAACGGGCAGCAUUACAGUAUAAGAAGAUUGUGUCAUGGCUGGAGCAUGAAUCAGGACUCUCCAAUGAGGAGGAUACAAAAGCCAAAAGCUUAAGGCUUGCUGCCCACCUUAAUCUAGCUAUGUGCCAUCUCAAGCUGAAGGAAUACUCCCAGGCUUUGGAGAACUGCAACAAGGCACUUGAAUUGGAUAGCAACAAUGAAAAAGGCCUCUUCAGGCGUGGAGAAGCACACUUGGCUGUCAAUGACUUUGAAUUGGCACGGGGAGAUUUCCAGAAAGUGAUACAGUUUUAUCCAAGUAACAAAGCUGCCAAAGUGCAACUGGUAACUUGUCAGCAAAAAAUACGGGAGCAGCAUGAGAAGGAGAAAAAGAUGUAUGCCAACAUGUUCCAAAGGCUUGCAGACAAAGACGUAAAGUCAGCUGCUACUCUUCAAACCAGCCACACUGAAGAUGCAGAAAUGAAAGAUGAGCAGAAUGGAGUUGAAGAUAAAUCGGAAGUUGACACAGAAGCAUAAAACCAAACCCUAUUCCAUUAGUUUUGUAAAUGAAAGAAUUUCCAGUAAAUUAGACCUUUAUUUUUCUACCCGUUUGGACAGUGGCUUCAGGGGAGGGAGCAGAAGCUGAAGCCACCAUGCCACAGUCAGUUACAGCUUUAUAUGUCUGCUGAUUGGCAGCAUAAAUCUGGUUUAAUUUUAGGGACUUUAUUUAUUCAUUCAGCCUCUCUGUUUGGGUUCUGUCUGGAUUUACUCUGGUUGGUUUAUUUGCAUUUUGCCAUUGGUGUUUUUCUCUUUCUGGUUCCAGUUCACUUUAAUCCCAGGUUCUGCUUCCUAAAUUUAUUUUCUUGAUUUCUUUCAAGUAAUCAGCCUUUUCCAGGAGUCCUUA
Molecule: messenger RNA, 1633 nt
Organism: Pterocles gutturalis (yellow-throated sandgrouse)
Lineage: Eukaryota; Metazoa; Chordata; Aves; Pterocliformes; Pteroclidae
Gene: FKBP4
Product: FK506 binding protein 4, 59kDa
Exons: 9
Coding region: 37-1266 (409 amino acids)
Molecular function (GO): protein binding; peptidyl-prolyl cis-trans isomerase activity
Source: RefSeq, a predicted model, not a curated record